GUAUGCAAUCCGCGUUCCAGGCUCGAUGAGUGUUGAGAGGGCCUCGAUUGAACUACGGUGGGUUUUUCUGCGAAAACAUUAGCGCCGAGAUAAAUGUAUCGCCGAAACAACGAACUAAGUUCGGAACGACAGUGUUACACACAACGUAUAUAGACGUGUUCUUAAUCGUAUAUAACGCGAGGGCAAUAAAAACGGAUAAUACAGGUGGAACAAAAUAACGACGUCUGUAGGGAUUGGCCAUCUUGGAAAGAUAUGUCGUAUCGGUUAAAACGUCAACAAUAUAGUGUGUAUUGUUCGAUACAUGCCGCCAGCUUGCUUUAACUACGGUUGACUACACGCCUAAUCGGAAGUAAAGGCGACACGGUGGCGUAUUUGACACGCGGACGUAAUUGUAAAAGAAGCACAGCUUCAUCAAAUGAUGAAUCGCACUGACGGAUUGGUACAACGACGACGUGUGGUUAAUAGCAGUAGUGGCAGUAGUCUGGGCCAGGAUGGCUCGAACGAUGUUGGCCACAAUGAUAAACUAUCUGGCCAUGGCAUGGACACGGACUGUUCCAUGCAAAAAGAUCUAAAUUCGAAUCCCACGAUCGACGACGAUUCUGAUAAAGAAACAAGAUUAACACUUAUGGAAGAAGUUCUAUUACUUGGCUUGAAGGAUAAGGAGGGUUAUACUUCAUUCUGGAAUGACUGCAUAAGUUCUGGUUUACGUGGUUGUAUUUUGGCAGAACUUGGGUUUCGUGGACGGGUAGAGUUAGAAAAAGCUGGAAUGCGCAAAAAGGGAUUGUUGGUGAGGAAACUUCUCUUGAAAAAUGAUGCUCCUACAGGAGAUGUAUUAUUAGAUGAAGCUCUAAAACAUUUAAAAGAAACUGAUCCACCUGAAACUGUUCCUAGUUGGAUUGAAUACCUAAGUGGAGAAACAUGGAAUCCACUCAAAUUAAGAUAUCAGUUAAAGAAUGUUAGAGAAAGAUUAGCAAAAAAUCUUGUUGAAAAAGGAGUGUUAACAACAGAAAAACAGAAUUUCUUACUCUUUGAUAUGACAACUCAUCCUCUCACUGAUAACCUUGCCAAAAGUCGUCUUGUAAAAAAGAUUCAAGAAGCUGUAUUAAGUCGUUGGGUUAAUGAUGCUGGUCGUAUGGAUAGGCGAACUCUAGCUUUAGUAAUUCUAGCUCAUGCAGCUGAUGUAUUAGAAAAUGCAUUUGCACCACUUUCCGACGACGAUUACGAAGUAGCAAUGCGACGAGUACGGACAUUAUUGGAUCUUGACUUUGAAGCUGAAGCUGCUAAACCUAAUGCUAAUCCAGUCCUUUGGGCUGUAUUUGCUGCAUUCACUAAGUAACAGUCCUUUCACAAAGUACAAGUGUAUAAAGCAAAUACUGGGUAUUAGUGUGAAUACUUGGGACUAUCAAUUUUGCAUGAAUUUUAGUUGCAAUCUGAAAUGGAAUAGCUGCAAUCAUUGUUAAUGAUCAUACAAUUCAGACCAAAUACCUUGAACCCGACUGUGUAAAGCAGAUUUAGAAUGUUAGUCAUUUCCAUUAUUGUUAUUUAAUACAUUUG
Messenger RNA from Habropoda laboriosa, 1554 nucleotides. RefSeq names its product Golgi phosphoprotein 3 homolog sauron (gene sau). The record is from RefSeq and is a predicted model, not a curated record. NCBI's taxonomy places the organism in Eukaryota, Metazoa, Arthropoda, Insecta, Hymenoptera, Apidae. Gene Ontology annotation, biological process: Golgi to plasma membrane protein transport; Golgi vesicle budding; Golgi organization. Gene Ontology annotation, cellular component: cytosol; Golgi cisterna; trans-Golgi network. Gene Ontology annotation, molecular function: phosphatidylinositol-4-phosphate binding. The transcript has 4 exons. Bases 416 to 1336 code for a protein of 306 amino acids.